Messenger RNA from Alosa sapidissima (American shad), 2606 nucleotides. RefSeq names its product mitochondrial fission regulator 1 (gene mtfr1). The coding region runs from base 195 to 1157 and encodes 320 amino acids. The record is from RefSeq and is a predicted model, not a curated record. The transcript is spliced from 8 exons. Gene Ontology annotation, cellular component: mitochondrion. Gene Ontology annotation, biological process: mitochondrial fission; aerobic respiration. Lineage: Eukaryota; Metazoa; Chordata; Actinopteri; Clupeiformes; Clupeidae.
GUAAUGCAGCGAGCCAGCACGAGAGUCAAGUUCCAAAAUUCCAAGAAAUCAGCGGUCGGCCGGUUAAACAGCAACAGUGGUAGCGGCGACUCCUCCUUGUGUAGUCUAGCUAAAUGGCGACUUUAACGAAAGCUAUUAGAACUCCGAAUGUCUGGAGAUGAAGCCAUGUGAAAGACUGACGGCUUGUGCAAACCAUGGAUAAGAUGAAUAAAAGCCUAACGAAGAUUGAGAUGGAUCUGGCUUUCGGAUCAGCGAAGCUUUUUGGAUCAUCCAGGAGUAUAGUCAGGAGGAUUGGGUCCACUCUCCCUCUUGGUCCAUGCCCUAGAGUCCACUUUCAGCUUCACCCGUUCACUGCCCUCAACCCCCCUAGCACCCCUAAUGGGCUUGUGGCAUCCCUGGCCGAUGUAGCCUGGAUCGACAACGACGAAAAGGACUUUAGUGACCGUCCCAGGUCAGAGGCUCCGUCGGGCCUGGUGUUCCGUACGCAACAGCCUCAGACGCUCCGCCGCCAGCGUUCACUACCCAGCCUACACGAGGCAGAGCCCGCACCGCAGGGUCCGACGGUGGUCAACGAUGAGGCCAUCCAGAAGAUCAGCGCCCUGGAGACAGAGCUGGCCCGCCUCAGAGCUCAGAUUGCACAGAUUGUCCUGGCGCAGGAACGCAGCGCAAACACAGCUGCUCCCCCUCCUCCGCCACCCCCACCUAGUCCCAACAUGCCUCCGCCACCUCCUCCACCUCCACCGCCACCCCCGCCCGGUCCCGGCCUGCAGAGGAGCUACUCGGCCAUCGAGCUCAUCAGAGAGCGCCGCGGCAAGAAGGGCGACAGCCUACAGCAGACUUUUUUGGACUCGGGGCCCAAGCAGCCCAGCAUGCUAGACGUGCUCAAGGACAUGGGCAAGGUCAAGCUGCGCUCCGUCAAGAGUCGGCCAGAGGAAGGCCACACCAAGCCAAAGCCCACCGACCCGACCGAUGCUGCUGGCCUCAUAGCCGAGGCCCUGAAGCGCAAGUUUGCCCACCGGUACCGCGAGGAGAGCGAGAACCAGGACGACUUCCACCUGCCUCUCCCUGACCCCAAGCCCCAGCCCCAGCCCCACUCGGGCAUGCCUCUGUUUGGGCAGCACAUGCUGAAGACGACAGGGAAAAGGAGGGUGUUGUGAUGGUGGAGACAUCGCUGGUGUAGACUGCUGCCUAGGACACUGCUGGUGCCCCUCCCUGUCUUUAUGAGACGUGUGGAGAGUCACAAGCACACCUUAGGAAAAUGGGUAACUAACCAUAUCAGUUAUUCUCGGCACUUUCAAAAGAGUAUGUCUGUGCGUUGCGAAUGGACUUUAUAUAUGUUUUAUGUUGGGUGUAUGUUUUUUUUUGUUUUUUUGUUUUUAAAUGCUUAAAGACACGGUAUUUCUGCACAGACUCAUUUCAUUGGAGUCAAGUUUUUGGUUCUGGUGAACUAUAACAGAAUGUUUAUUUGGAUUUGUUUGUCUUUCUUUCUGGAUGUUUUCAGUUGGAAACAUGAUGCAGCCAUGACUGAUCACUGGCACAAUACAAUAGCCAACCCAAUCAAUACACACCUCCAGAACUUUGUUCCUGGUUAGAAAAGGAAAGGUUAGGUUAGGGUCAGGAACGAGCGAUAGCUGGGGGUAACAAAGCUCGAGCCAAAUUCUUACUAAAAAAAAAAAAAAACACAGACUGGCGUGCCUUAACCUGUUGUCUCAAAAUGUAAACAAAAGCUAUUUCUUAAAACAACUGUUUUAUUUGUGGUAAAAUGCUACAUUCCUUGUUUCUGACUGAGUUAUUUUUAACAAUUCUUAUGUUUAAUUUAUGAUGCUGGGAAACUUAUUUAUAUGUAAAGUUUAAGUUCUUUAACAUCAACACUAGAAAUGGCUAAUGUCUGUUGAAUUAUGUAUGCUUCAUAUGCAUGUAAGAUAACUAAUGUGGAACAUUUUCAGAAAUAUUUCAAACUUGAUUUCAGAUUUUAUGUAAAGUACCUCAGCAAGUGUCCAAGUUGACCCCCACAUUUGUCUUAAAAACAGCACACAAAAUACAAGUUUUUUUCAUUUUCCAUCUCAGUUGACGAAUAUUCUUGUACUUAGGAAGAAACACUGUGUGUCAAACAUCAAUUGAAAUAUCUUCUUUGUCCAUUCCGACUCUUCAAGAACACUAAUGCUUCGUGCUUAAACCCAUGCUAGGUCUUCCCUUUUUAUUCAAGUGCUUUAUUCUUUCAUUGCCCUGGAACAUGGUAUUAAUGCUGUUGUACUGUACUCUGUGUGGCGUGUAGGUAGGUGUGCCUGUUUUGCCUCUUGCUGAACUCAGAGCUUACUUGAGGCUGUCAGAAACUUGAUGUCUAAACCCAGCAUUGACUGUUGGCCGUUGAACUUGAGAAUUUAAAGCCGUCACCAAACACUAUAUAGGUCUUGAUGGACCAGCUUUACCUACAGGAUUGAAGGGAAUAUCAAAGCAUUGUCAGGUUUUUAGAGCAUUAGCUUCUUUUAAAAGAGAAAACUACCAAAAAAACAAUCUUUUGAACACUACAUGGAUUGUUUGAUUACAAUUAUGCUGUUGAAAUACUGGAAAAAUCAACUGUACAAAUAAAAGUUUAAAGAAUGUUA